AUGAGCGUCGAACAGUUGCAUGCAAGGAGGCUGCUGUCGCACGCCGCCGCCGCGGCUGCCCCGUCGGCGGGACCGACGGCGGUGCAGGUGGAGGUGUCUGCAGCGCACACGCACGCGCACGCAGCAGCGCCCUUCAGCUCGCUGAACACGACGGUGAUCACGGUGCUGUCGCUACUCCUGUGCGGCCUGGUGGUCGUACUCGUGGUGCACGCAGUCGUCCGGUGCGCGUUCCGCGUCACGCGCCGCGUGUGCUACGGCCAGGACGAGGAGCCCCCCGGCGGCGGUGGCGGGGAUGCGUCGGCGGCGGCCUCCUCCUCCUGCCAGGCCGGGCCCAGGAGGAAGCGCGGGCCGCGAACCGGGCUGCCCCCGUGGAUAGUCUACUCCCGCGAAGUGGAGCUCACCGGGUGUGGCGCGGCGGAAUGCGCCAUCUGCCUCACGGAGUUCCUGCAGGGUGACCGCGUGCGCGCGCUGCCGCACUGCAACCACGGCUUCCACGUGCGGUGCAUCGACCGCUGGCUCGCCGCGCGGCAGACGUGUCCCACGUGCAGGCGGGCGCCGUUCGCCGCUAAACCCUCCCCCUCCCUGCCGGACAGCACGGAGGCGCCGGAGGUCCGGCAGCUUCAGGUGCACGUUGAAGCCGGGGCCCGGCAGCGGCCCGAGACUCAAUAG
Miscanthus lutarioriparius is the source of this 669-nucleotide messenger RNA. The record is from the annotation of a GenBank genome assembly. Lineage: Eukaryota; Viridiplantae; Streptophyta; Magnoliopsida; Poales; Poaceae.